AUGUCGCUAGACGGUACUUGGGCGUGGCUGCAUUACGAGGCAGUUGAGGCUGACACGUUUGUCUUCUCUGAUGUGGAAGAACCAUUUUCAGCAGUUUUGACUGAACCAUCUGUUGCUGUGUCAGCAACUGUUGUUUCUUCUUCUGGAGCCAUCUCUGCACAGGCGGUAUGUCCCGAGGAGUGCCUAGGGCAGGCAGGAGGGCCUGCGGUUGUAGAGGACAAUCUGCACUCUGGACGCGAUGGAAGGGACCUGCCCCGUCAAAGUCUACGAGCGCCACAUCCCGCCUCAGCGGCCAGAGCAAAUGGCAAGCCGACGAUACCCAUGGAAAUCCACGUUACCGAAGUGUAUAAUCCAGCGUUUUGGUAUUAUCUGCGUCCAACGCUUCCUCCAUUUAGGGGCUAACCCACGAUGCAGGAAGGUGGCUGAGCUCUUACCAACCCACGACCGCACUGACGUACAACGGCUACUCACCAUUCUAGGCCUGUUGCUGUUCACCACCAUAAUAAAUGAUAACAUCAUCACCAAUAAGUGCAGAAUAUUUGCUACGACAUCUAUUGCUCUUUCUAUAAAUUGAGUAAUAACAGCACCAUGUGCAGAAAUAGCUCCCACGAAUACUAAUUUCCGCAAUUCUAUUGGAAAUAUACUACUUCUUUUCCUCAUGAUGAUUUGACUUAUUUUGUCAUUUCAUCCCAAAACUUCAGUAUCAAUAAA
Schistocerca gregaria is the source of this 711-nucleotide messenger RNA. RefSeq lists its product as uncharacterized. Lineage: Eukaryota; Metazoa; Arthropoda; Insecta; Orthoptera; Acrididae. The record is from RefSeq and is a predicted model, not a curated record. The transcript has 5 exons. Bases 1 to 402 code for a protein of 133 amino acids.